ACACGCGCUCCCUCCGCUCGCGCACGCCCCUCCCUCCCUCCCUCAUCACUCCAGUACCACCACAGUUCGACAAUCUUCCAGAGACGGCCACCAUCAUCCACCACCGGUACGACACCAUGUCCAUCUCGCUGCGCCUCGCGAUCCCCGCCGCGGCGCCCUGCCCCGUGCUGCCGCCGCGGACAGCCCGGCCCGCCGGGAAUGCGGCCUUCUCCCCCGCCGCGCUCAGGGGAUGCGCCGCUCUGCCGCUGAGGCCGCGGCCCCUGGGCGCGGUUCGGCCGUGCCGGAGCCGGGGGAGCGGCAUCGUGUGCAGCGCGUCGGCGUACCUCAGCCCGCCCACCACGCAGUGGGUCUCCGUCGCCGCCGCCGCAGUGCUAUUGCUUGCUAAAGGCACCGGCAUACACAAAUCUUUCCUCGUGCCAUUGUUUGUUCUACAAGCACCUACCGCCGUAAUCUCGUGGAUCAAGAGCGAAUAUGGGCUGUGGACUGCUUUUCUUGCGCUUGCGGUGCGUUUGUUCUUACCCUUUCCAGGUGAGCUAGAGCUUCCACUGUCAACAAUGCUGGCUGUCAGCGUUGCUCCUUACCAGGUGAUGAAUGUGAGGGGAACUCAAGGUGGCACGAUAGUGUCGUUGGUACUAGCCGCGUACCUCGCCUUUCAGCACUUCACCAGGACCGGAGGAAUAGGAAAAGCUUUCGAUCAGGGAUCGAUAGUUGCAACCAUGGCUAUCAUCUGUAUCGCAGUUAUCAAUGUGAUCCUGCUGUUCUGAGUUGCCAAGGGCUACUCCAGAGUGCAGAUAAAUAAAGAGAGACCUUGUAGUGCAUCAUCCUGUCAGACUUUGUAGCUUGUUUUAUCGUAAUAAGAAUGACCUGUGAAGUUGUGACAUGACUGAUAGUAUAUAUCUCCAUGUAUGGUGUGGUUUGCGCACUAGUUGUGUCUUUGUGUGAUAAAGUGUUAGUGUUCAGUUA
Molecule: messenger RNA, 963 nt
Organism: Hordeum vulgare subsp. vulgare (domesticated barley)
Lineage: Eukaryota; Viridiplantae; Streptophyta; Magnoliopsida; Poales; Poaceae
Product: cold-regulated 413 inner membrane protein 2, chloroplastic-like
Exons: 6
Coding region: 117-764 (215 amino acids)
Cellular component (GO): membrane
Source: RefSeq, a predicted model, not a curated record